Messenger RNA from Didymodactylos carnosus, 744 nucleotides. The record is from the annotation of a GenBank genome assembly. Lineage: Eukaryota; Metazoa; Rotifera; Eurotatoria; Philodinida; Philodinidae.
AUGACAACUGUAAAGAGCCUCAAAAAGCCGCCUGGAAGUGUAGACAAGGCGGAUAGUCAAGUAGUAGAGAUCGAACAACCAAAGCCACCGACGCCUUCUUCGCCGCCAAACCCGGUUAGAGAGGCGUUUGUGGCUCCAUUCGUAAAAACUCAGAUGCAGCGGUAUUCUCUCCGAAAAGAGCCAGUUCACCCUAGACCAAUCGGGCGGAAAAUCAGACCACCACGUACAAUAAUACAAAAGCCAAGCAUUGUUAAUAUACGGGUUUUGCGGAUUAAAAAACCGAUGCGAUUGCAACGGCGGACGGCACUGGCAGAACGAGAUUCGAAGCUAGAAAGGGACUCGGAUUCUGAAAUGGAAACAAUUAACUUGCGACAGUUGCCACUAAAAGCAGAUCCGCCCAUAGGAACUAUAAAGCAAGUCACACAACAGCUCCUAGUCAUCGCCGAAAAUGAAGAACCAUUACUAGCUACGCCAAAACCGGACCAUGAAGCCAAAUUGGUGCAGUCAAUUUCUCUGAAGCAGCCUCCGCCGAAACCAGUUCUGCCGAUGACAACUAUAAAGGAGGUCAAACAGGCGCCUAAAAUAUUAGAAAAGCCAAUCGCCGUCAUAAAUCCGGUGACUGAACAACGAUCACCAACACAAUCACCAACCCCAUCGCCGCCGCCAAAACCGGAUCCUAAACCGGAUCCUAAACCGACAACCCAGAUUAAUACGGAUAUUGGCCAUUUACCCGAGACACCAUAG